Eruca vesicaria subsp. sativa (arugula) is the source of this 949-nucleotide messenger RNA. The record is from the annotation of a GenBank genome assembly. Lineage: Eukaryota; Viridiplantae; Streptophyta; Magnoliopsida; Brassicales; Brassicaceae.
AGAAAACAGAAAAAUCACUCAUUUUUCUCAGCAUCUUCAUUUCUGCAAACAUACUUGGAUAAAUUUGAGUAUAUAUCGAGACAAAUCUCAAAUUUUCGUUCACACAGACAGAAAAAUGGCAUUGGGAAAGAAGAGAAUAGUCGCCCAGAAAUCGAAUUUGAAGCAGCGUCGGGGUGUGGAAGAAGAAGGAUUAGGGUUAGAGUUAGAGUUGGUUCAGUACAAGAGAGGGUUUGGGAGGAAGAGGGUUCUCAUUUCAUCAGGUGGCGAGAUUUUUGAUUCAUCUGUCGGAAAAAUAUCAUCCAAGAAGCUCUGCGAUGAAGCUUCGGCUGCAGGUGGUCAAAGUCGAGAGCUUGAAGAUCUUCCGCUAGAUAUUCUGGUGAGAAUUAUCUGUGGGGUCGAGCAUGAAGACUUGAAACAACUGUUUCAUAUUUCAAAGACCGUUAGAGAAGCAACAUUAAUAGCAAAGCAGUCUCAUUUUGCGUAUAGUACACCUCGGAAGACAUCUAUUUGCCACAAUGGCAGAUUCGAUUUUGACAAACCGUUUGGUUUAUGCGAUGUUAAUGAAGAGAUCGAAGCUCCAGGAGCACCAUUGCAGAAAAGGUACAACUUUUCGCGGAUAAACCGCAACGAAGACGAUUCUGGAGUCUCAGUUGCUCUGUUCAAGUGAAUAAAGCAACUUGAUUUCAUGACUUGGUUUCUUCAAGAUCUUGAUUGAAGAAAAAAGAGAGUUUCAAGUUAUGUUCUUGGGUUUUGGUUUGGACAAGUCUCUGUAAAUUAUUGUUAGAUAGGUUUUGGAAAGGCAAGCUUGUAAGGCAAACACUCUUUCGAGGGUUUAAAACUUUUGUGUGUUAUGUAAUGUAAAUACAGUUUAUUUGGAUUUAUUUAUAAAGUGAACUAAUAAGAGAUGAAAUAUUUUAUUUCAUAAUUUGUUUGUGUUCUUUGAUUUCUU